UUGUUCGUCCGCUUCCCACGGAAACAAUCUACUUCCUGGAAAGCAAAUGCUCUAUCUAUACAUAAAUACAGAAGCUUCCGCGCUGAAGGUAAACACUCUGUUCACGGAGGCGGCCAGCUCAGACAAGUGCAAAGGUCUCACUGCCUCGGCACGUCGUUCGUGCAGUGCAAGGUGUCCCUCCCAGGCUCCCAGCUCUGCCAUGGCGACCGGGCUAGGAGUCGCCGCGAAGGCCGUGCUGCUGGUGCUAGCGCCGGUGGUGAUCUCCGUGGCGCUCUACAGCCCCAAGGACUUCUCUCCGGCGGAGCUGCCACCCGAGCACAGCUUCGGCGCUGACGUGUCCGCGCCGCGGCACGACGCCCGCGUGCUGGCCGCGAGCGAGCGGAUCGGGGAGGGGCUGCUCCCGGGCCCCGAGGACCUGGCGUACGACGCCGCCGGCGGGUGGCUGUACACGGGGUGCGCCGACGGGUGGGUCCGCCGGGUGAGCGUGCCUGGCGGGGACGUGGAGGGCUGGGCCUACACCGGCGGCCGGCCGCUCGGCGUCGUGCUCGCGGGCGACGGCGGCAUCGUCGUGGCGGACGCGGAUAAGGGUUUGCUGAAGGUUAGGCAGGACAAGACGGUGGAGCUGCUGACGGACGCGGCGGAGGGCCUCAAGUUCGCCCUGACGGACGGCGUGGACAUCGCCGCCGACGGCACCAUCUACUUCACCGACGCCUCGUACAAGUACAGCCUCGCUCACCACUUUCUGGACGUGCUCGAGGCACGGCCCCACGGCCGGCUCAUGAGCUUCGACCCCUCCACGCACCGGACCUCCGUGCUCGCGCGCGACCUCUACUUCGCCAACGGCGUCGCCGUCGCGCCGGACCAGGACUCGCUCAUCUUCUGUGAGACGGUCAUGAGGAGGUGCUCGAGGUAUCACAUCAGGGGCGACAAGGCAGGCACGGUGGAGAGCUUCAUCGACAGCCUGCCGGGGUUCCCGGACAACAUCCGAUACGACGGCGAGGGCCGGUACUGGAUCGCGCUCUCGGCGGGGAGGACGCUGCAGUUGGACGUGUUGAUGUGGUCGCCCUUGCUGCGGAAGCUCGUGUACAUGGUGGAGAAGUACGUGAUGGCGGUGCCGCAGGGCCUGAGGGACGCGGGGACGAUGAGCGUGGCUCUCAACGGGGAGCCGGUGACCAUGUACACUGACCCGGGACUCGCGCUCGCCACCGGCUGGCUCAAGGUCGGGGGCUACCUCUACUACGGGUCGCUGGCAAGCUCGUACAUCAGCAGGGUCGACCUCACCAAAUCAUCCAUCGAAGCCUAGCUAGCUAGGACGGUCAACUCAUCAUCUCUCGAUUGAUUAAUUGUUCGUUCUGAUGAUGAACUCGUGGUACUUUUUUUUUAAGGACACUUGAUGUCAAAAACGCUCUUAUAUUAUGAGAAGGAGAGAGUAGAUGAUACCCCACACCUAUUGCAGAAAUAUUUUGCAAUGUAUUUAAAUAAUAUAUGAUUGUAUGGAACAUGAAUAUUUAGCACAUGAUAACUGAAAGUACAUAUGAUUUAUUGUGUUUAA
Messenger RNA from Triticum dicoccoides, 1552 nucleotides. RefSeq names its product protein STRICTOSIDINE SYNTHASE-LIKE 7-like. NCBI's taxonomy places the organism in Eukaryota, Viridiplantae, Streptophyta, Magnoliopsida, Poales, Poaceae. The record is from RefSeq and is a predicted model, not a curated record. Gene Ontology annotation, cellular component: endomembrane system. Gene Ontology annotation, molecular function: hydrolase activity. The transcript has 4 exons. The coding region runs from base 47 to 1303 and encodes 418 amino acids.